GGAUCCUCCUCUUCGGCCUUACGACCCCACAUGUAUCCACUCUUACAAUCAGGAAGAAGAAACAAACCUUAUGGUGCAUCUUCUGCAAACGCUUUCUCCAAAAGCGCUUUUAUCUUAAGCUUCCGCGGGAGUCUCGCCAGGACUGGUGUCUCUCUCUCACCUCACAGGCGUGGGCGACCUAGUUCGCUUGUCUUAAGAUCAGCAAGUGGCAAAACAGGGAUUCGAACACGGACCCCAGGACCUCAGAGCCCGGGCACCAACACCCCACUCCCACCGUGGACUCACUAGCGGGACGCCAGAGGGCCCGCGGCUGCGAGCGCUCGCCCCGGAGCUCCGCGAAGUCGAAGCUCCUGCAGGAGCACGCAGCGACCGCCCCCGCUGGGUCCCGACUCGGCUCCAGGCGGGAGCGCUUCCUGGCCGCGGCGGCGCACACGGCAGCUGCGGGCGGGCUCGGGUGCAGGACGCCUGCCCCCCGCCUCUUCCCCGUCGCGCGAAUCCUCCGGCCCCGACCGCAGACCCCGCGCCGCCCGCCUGCUCGCACCCUUCGCACCCACCUGCAGGCCAAGUCUCCCCGCCUCCACGUGAGGGCCCGCUCCACCGUGACCCGGAAGUCAACUUCGAGUCGCCGGUCCGUCCUCGCGAGUUCCGGCUCCUUCCGGUUCGCGGCCGCGCGGCGAUAACGGUUGCCGUGGAAACCGCGGCCAUGGCGUUGGCGCCGCGACAGGCUUCGAGUCGCAGCGUCCAGCGCGUGGAGCCAAGCGGCUCGACCGAGUCGUCGGUCACCACCCGGACACCAGUGCCCACCUUGUCGUCCCCGCCCCCCGAGCUGUCAGUCUCGCCGGGGCAGGUGGCCGAGCUGUCGAGCAAAACCCUGUGGGAGCAGAUCUGCGAGGAGUACCAAGCUGAGCUGCCUCCCUUUCCAAAAGGAUAUGAAGUCAAACAAGAACCUGAGAUUACUGUGUCACCGCCAGAGGAAACCGUCUCCCAUGGCUUCAAAAUAGAGCACUAUUUCCCACCCCCACCCCUCACCAGGGUCUCACAUGUACCCUGUCCUCUCAAGGUCUCAGAAACGGUGGAUCCAAAAACUUGUUCCCCCAGAAAAUAUUUGGAAACCUACAUCUUUCCAGUCCUGCUUCCUGGAAUGACUAGCCUUCUUCACCAAGCAAAGAAAGAGAAGUGUUUUGAGGUACCUGUGCGACCGUCUGAUCUUGGUGCAGCCCCACCUAGGCGCCGCCGGGCAGCUCACAGGAUCCUCUGGGUGUGCGUGUUUCCUGUGGUUUCGGGUUCUACGGUUCUGUGUAAGGUCAAACGGACAGAGGAGUGGAGCGGCAGCGUUUACAAUCGCCCAGGCUCUGCUCCCGCCAGGACCCCGCUCCGCCACUCCGCGUUUCAGUCAGCUCCCAGCGCAGCCCUGAGGGGUGCCUUCUGUCCUCACUGUCUGCAUCCCGCAGAUGAGGGAACAGGGACACAGGGGUUUGAAAUGUGAUCAAGGGCUAAUGGCGAGCGAGGAUUCAAAUCCAGAUUAAAUGAUUCAAAAUGACACUAAAAAUGUUGGCAGUGAUCCCAGUGAAUGCACAAUUGAUUUGACACACCCUGUGGUCUGGAAAACCGGUCACCGUUCAUGGUGUCACCUGAGAAGUUGCCCUAGCCUGGGUUCCCUCUCUGAGAAGAGCUGUGUCCUGCCCUGAGAGACAGUUUUGUGUGCUUGAUGCUCCUUUAGCAAAGUCCCGAUGCUAUCUAUACUGCCCUCUGGCCUCUGAGCCACCCCAGAGUAUAAUCCCCCUCCCCCGUUGCCUGCCACUUGAGCCACUCAGCGUGACAUUCCUUCUCACAGGCCUCACCAUGACAGUUGUGUCUUUACUUGAGGCAGAAAUGGAUCAUGAGGCAUUGGUCAGAAUUUGAGUAGCCCACGGUGCUGGUCAGCUGUCACUGUAAUGAAAUACCUGAGAUAAUCAACUUAUAAAAAGAAUAGGUUUAUUCUGGGCUACAGUUUUGGAGGUUCCAGCCCAUGGUAGAUUGGCCCUGUGGCUUUGGGUCUGUGGUAGGAUAACACGUCAUGGUGGGAGCACGUGGUGCAACAGAAUCACUCAUGUCACAAGCCAGGAAGGAAGGAGAGAGAGGAAGAGGCUGGAAUCCCAUGGUUCUCCUCCAGGGCACACUCCAGUCACCUGAGAUCACCCACUAGGUCCUAUCACCUCCCAGGAGCUUGCUUGGGGCCCAGGCCCCUAACACAUGGGCUUUGGGAGACGUGCAGCCUCCAGCAAUAGCACAGGCUUAUGAAGGAGGAGUGUGGGCACCCUGGCCACUUACCAGUGGAUCCACACAGUGGAGCCACACCCUCAGCCUGGCUUGCGAGGCCCUCUCCAACCUCCUCGCUCCCUCCCUGCAUCUCCUUCUCCUCCCCGGCAUCCCUCCAGCCAGACAGAGCCGCUCUGAGCUCUGGGUUCGCCCCCACCUCAUGGCCUCUCUGCACGUGCUCCUUCUUAUUUUAGGAAAAAAUCCUGGUGCUCCUCUUCUCUGCAUAUUGAAGUUCUGCUUGCCUUUCAGACCCAGCUCCGCGACACCCAGUUAGGCCCAGACUAGAAGUAAUUGACCCCAGCUCUCAGAUUUCAGAGCAUUUUCAUCUGUUCCUCAUUUUAUGGUACAUUAAGACAGCUGUAAUUAAGACAUUCUUAAUAUACAUAUAUUUAAUUUUAUACAUGCCU
This is a messenger RNA of Sciurus carolinensis (gray squirrel), 2705 nucleotides long. RefSeq names its product IQ motif containing K (gene Iqck). NCBI's taxonomy places the organism in Eukaryota, Metazoa, Chordata, Mammalia, Rodentia, Sciuridae. The record is from RefSeq and is a predicted model, not a curated record. Gene Ontology annotation, molecular function: protein binding. Bases 704 to 1486 code for a protein of 260 amino acids. The transcript is spliced from 5 exons.